Molecule: messenger RNA, 619 nt
Organism: Monopterus albus (swamp eel)
Lineage: Eukaryota; Metazoa; Chordata; Actinopteri; Synbranchiformes; Synbranchidae
Product: C-type lectin domain family 17, member A-like
Exons: 4
Coding region: 1-507 (168 amino acids)
Source: RefSeq, a predicted model, not a curated record
AUGGGCCUGCUGACCCAUGCUCUGGCUGUCUUACCAGAGCCUCGCCUGUCUGCCAGGCUUCCUGUGCUGGGGAAAGAGAGAGAGAGCAGGAGGCAGGUGGCAGUUAGCCAGGAGGAUGCUUGUCAGCGCGGCUGGAACUUCUUCCAGUCCAGCUGUUACACAUUUAAUGACCCUCCACCCCCUUAUCAGAAACCCUGGGAAGAAGCUCGAGAAGACUGCAGAAGAAAGAUUUCAGAUUUGGCUGUUAUAGAUAAUGACACUGAGAAGGGCCUCAUCGAUGGUAAAAUAUGGGUUCCAUCUGCAGCCAUUAGAUUCUGGAUCGGCCUGAGAGCUGAAGAAGGGACAUGGAAGUGGGUCGAUGGAAGUAAUCUGACUCAAAGCUCUCGGAUACAACAACCUCCUACCAACGGUCUCUGUGUGACUUCUGACAAGACAAACGUAUGGAAAGCAGUGAACUGUAGUGAAAAAUACACAUGGCUCUGCAAGAAGAAGGCUUUAUCUGUUUAAACACUGCAGUCAGACUUGAGAAGGUUCCUGGAUACAUGGUUAGAUUAAUUACAUGUAAGAUAAUUGGCCCAUAAAUAAACAAUGAAGAGUUUUAUUUCACAAUGUAAAUGUU